GCCCCGUGACCUGCCUGUCUUCUUCUCGCUCAUCCGUUUAGGUCUCUGCAGUGUCGCCAUUUUUGACUCACACCACUGAGCUCUCGGUGCGGAACCGGGAGGAACAUGUCUGGAGGGAGAGAAGAGGAAGAUGAAGAACGAACUCGUCAGAGGAAGCUUGAAGAAGCCCUCGAAGUCAAAUCGCUCAGGCGUAUCAUCAGUGCAUACCUCAACUAUCCAGAGGCUGCAGAAGAAGACGUGAAAAGAUAUGAACGUUCAUUCAAUAAGCUUCCGCCUGCACAUAAGGCUCUAUUAUCACACUUUCCCUCGAAGUUUGAGAAACUGAGAAGGUGUGUUUCCAUGAAUUCAUAUUUCAUUUUCAACAUGCUUGAGGCAUUUGAACCACCGCUCGACAUGAGCCAAGAUGCUGACUGUUGUGAUGAUCCAUAUCAUGAUCAUGGCCACAAUGAUCAUUGUGAAGAAGAGAGGAACGUCAAUGAUAAUUUAUUUUCUCGGGAAAGCACUGUUUGUUGUGGUGAGGCAACCUCAACAAGUGGAAGGAUGUGCUCUUUGGAAUCCAAACAAAUCUGCUGUCCUGAAGGUGGUGCAACCAAUUCGCCUAAGACAUCAACUAUCAACGAGGAAAUGGGAAAUGGCGUUAACCAUGAUCCUGCUGAUACGAACCAUGAUCAACAUCUGGAAGAGAACGAAGUGACAGAUAAACAUAUACAUAGUGGACACUGUGAUUCUGAUUGCAAUGGAAAUGGGUGCUCAGCAUCUCAUGAGUGGUUGGACUCAUCUCUACAGUUAAAUGUUCCAUUGGUUGAUGUUGAUAAGGUCCGUUGUAUAAUAAGGAAUGUAGUCAGGGAUUGGGCUGCUGAGGGUCAAAAAGAGCGUGACCAGUGCUACAAGCCCAUCCUUGAAGAACUAAAUUACCUGUUUCCAAAUCGGGAAAAAGAGAGUCCUCCUGCUUGUUUAGUCCCUGGAGCUGGACUUGGAAGACUGGCCCUAGAGAUCUCAUGUUUAGGUUUUAUAAGUCAGGGGAAUGAAUUUUCAUACUACAUGAUGAUAUGCUCGAGUUUUAUUCUUAAUCACACUCAAAAGGUUGGUGAGUGGACAAUAUAUCCCUGGAUCCACGGCAAUAGCAACUCACUUUCAGAUAGUGAUCAACUUCGUCCUGUUUCAGUGCCAGAUAUUCAUCCCGCAAGUGCAGGGAUUACUGAAGGUUUCUCAAUGUGCGGUGGUGAUUUUGUUGAAGUAUACAGCGAUCCAAGCCAAGUAGGACUUUGGGAUGCAGUUGUAACUUGUUUUUUCAUUGAUACUGCUCAUAAUAUUAUUGAAUAUAUUGAGGUCAUAUCAAGAAUCUUGAAAGAUGGAGGAGUGUGGAUAAAUCUAGGUCCUCUACUAUACCAUUUUGCGGAUAUGUACGGUCAAGAAGAUGACAUGUCCAUUGAACCAAGUCUGGAGGAUGUUAAAAGAAUUAUAUUGCAUUACGGCUUCGUGUUUGAGAAGGAAAGGACAGUAGAGACAACGUACACAACAAAUCCUAGAUCAAUGAUGCAAAACCGGUAUUAUGCUGCAUUCUGGACUAUGAGGAAAAAAUCAGCAACAAAGGAUCCGUCACAUUAGUUCACUCUCCCACAGUGCAAUUUUCUACUUUAUUUCUUAUUUUUCAUUUCUUUUCUGUGGGAGAGUUUGCUUUUAAAAAGUUGAGAGAUAUAUACAUUCUUUUAAUUUAUAAUUUUAGUGAUAUUCCAACAUCCGAGUCAUGGUAUUUGUAGGCAGAGUUCUUAAAUUGUGGGAAGUAUUUAUAAAUUGGUUGUCUUGUUCCUUUUAUAUAAAUGGGUUAUUAUUAUUUUAUUAGUUUAAAUAA
Molecule: messenger RNA, 1852 nt
Organism: Momordica charantia (bitter melon)
Lineage: Eukaryota; Viridiplantae; Streptophyta; Magnoliopsida; Cucurbitales; Cucurbitaceae
Molecular function (GO): S-adenosylmethionine-dependent methyltransferase activity
Source: RefSeq, a predicted model, not a curated record